UUUCACGAAGAUUUGACGAAGCCUUCUACACUUGAUUUCAAGAGUGAGCAGGAUAAGAAGGAGGAAAGAGCGGAGAAGAAGGAGGAGGAAAAGGAAUAGAAGAUGGUUAAGGAGAAGGAGAAAGAGAAGAAGAGGACGGCGGAGAAGGAGAAAUGGAAAGAGGCGAAGGAUGAGAAGGAGGAAAAAGAAAAGGAAAAAGAAGAGAAACGGGCGGAGAAAAAGAAAGAGAAGAAGCAGAAGGGAUAAAAGGAGACAAAGGAACAAGAGGAAGAGAAAGAGGGAAAACAAAAGGAGGAGGAGAAAGGGAGGAAGCCGAAGGAGGGGGAGAAGAAAUAGAAAGAGGCGGAAGAGGAGGAGGAAAAAAAAUAGAAGGAAGCGAAGAAGGAGGAGGAAGAAAAGAAGAAGGCGGAGAAGGAAUAGAAAGAGGCAAAGGAUGAGGAGGAGAAAGAGAAGGCAAAAGAAAAAGAGGAGAAAGGAGAGGGGGAGAAAGAGUAGGAGAAAGAAAAAGAAAGGGAAUAGAAACGGGCGGAGAAGGAGAAAGAGAAAAUGAAUAAGGAGACGAAGGAUCAAAAGAAUGAGAAAGAGAAGGAGGAGAAAAAAGGAGGAGAGAGAGAGAGAAAGGCGAAGGAAUAUAAGGAGGCGGAGUAGGAGGAAACAAAUAGAAGGUGGCAGUGAAAGAGGAGAAAAAGGAAUAGAAAGAUUCAAAU
This is a messenger RNA of Belonocnema kinseyi, 707 nucleotides long. Its product is annotated as UPF0329 protein ECU05_1680/ECU11_0050-like. The annotation marks the transcript as partial. The record is from RefSeq and is a predicted model, not a curated record. Lineage: Eukaryota; Metazoa; Arthropoda; Insecta; Hymenoptera; Cynipidae. The transcript has a single exon.